Pelagomonas calceolata is the source of this 973-nucleotide messenger RNA. The record is from the annotation of a GenBank genome assembly. NCBI's taxonomy places the organism in Eukaryota, Pelagophyceae, Pelagomonadales, Pelagomonadaceae.
GAGCGCGAGUCGAAAAAGAGGACAGCGCAGCGCUCGGCGAGGCGCGAGCUGCAAGCGAGAAGCACAGGCAAGUCCCAGCGUCGAAGCCACGGAAUCCUGCGCCGCAAGCGCCGCAGCGCGCGAGGCGGAGACAGCGAAGAUAAAAAAGAGAGGCCCAAAACUCGCCUUUCACCUACAGCCCGCCGCGCCGCGCCGCGCGCACCACGAGAGAACCCCAAGAACGCCACGCAACCCAUCACGCCCGAAACGCCGUAGGUCAUCGAGCAAGGAAAGCCGGCGGGCGUCGACGCUUUCAGCAACCAUGGAGAUGCCCGAGUUUAAGUUGAUCCUCGUCGGCGACGGCGGCGUCGGCAAGACGACCUUCGUCAAAAGACAUCUCACUGGAGAAUUUGAAAAGAAGUACGUGGCCACGCUGGGCGUGGAAGUUCACCCUUUGGUCUUUCACACGAACCGCGGCCCCAUCAAAUUCAAUGUCUGGGACACGGCGGGCCAGGAGCGCUUCGGCGGUCUUCGGGACGGCUACUACAUCCAGGGGCAAUGUGCUAUUGUGAUGUUCGACGUCACGUCGCGCAUCACCUACAAGAACGUGCCGAACUGGCACCGCGACCUGACGCGCGUCUGCGAGAACAUUCCUAUUGUUUUGACGGGCAACAAAGUAGAAAUCAAAGACCGCAAGGUCAAGGCCAAGCAGAUCACGUUCCACCGCAAAAAAAAUCUCCAGUACUACGACAUCAGUGCCAAGUCGAACUAUAACUUCGAGAAGCCCUUCCUCUGGCUCGCGCGCAAAUUGUGCGGCGACAACAACCUCCACUUCGUCGAGGCGCCGGCCCUCGCGCCGCCCGAGUUCAACAUCGACGCCGCGGACGCGGCGCGCUAUGAAGCUGAAUUGCGCGAAGCCGCCAACAUCCCGCUGCCGGAAGACGACGACGACCUAUAGAGGGACGUGUCGCGGGUCUAAGGUGCUUCUUCGUUG